GCCGUCUCAUUGUUUUGCGGCUCAGCGUCGCUCUGCACCGCCGGGCGGAGAGAGCGACGGGUCGGAGGAAAAUGGCGGACGGUGUGGAUCACAUCGAUAUCUACGCCGACGUAGAGGAGGAAUUCAACCAGGAAUCGGACUAUGCGGUCCAUGAACAGAUCGACCUUUACGAUGAUGUAAUAUCCCCAUCAGCCAACAAUGGCGAUGCUCCAGAAGACCGCGACUACCUGGACACGCUGCCUACUGCAGGGGGCUCCGAUGGAGGGAAGAGUUCCCAACCUAACGUUGUCUACACCUACACAGGCAAAAGGAUUGCCCUGUACAUAGGGAACCUCACAUGGUGGACGACAGACGAGGACCUGACCGAAGCAAUCCGGUCGGUGGGCAUCUCCGAUGUGCUGGAGAUCAAAUUCUUUGAAAACAGAGCCAAUGGCCAGUCGAAAGGGUUUGCGCUGGUGUGUGUGGGGUCCGAGGCGUCAUCUAGGAAAUUAAUGGAGUUGCUGUCAAAGCGGGAGCUCCAUGGUCAGAAUCCCAUUGUCACAGCGUGCAACAAACAGUCUCUCAGCCAGUUUGAGAUGCAGUCACGCAAAAGUACCCAGUCAGGCCAGAUGUCUGGGGAAGGUAAAGCUGGGCCCCCUGGGGCUGGCCUUCGGGGGGGAUUCCCCAUGGGUCGAGGCAGGGGCAGGUUCCCUGGACCACCCGGCCCUGGUGGAGAGCGCUUCCCUGGUCCCGUUGGGCCUGGAGGGCCGCCGCCCCACUUCCCUGGCCCGGGCAUGAGACCAGAUCUGAUUAGACACCAAGAUGGCCCUCUGAUGGAUAUGAGUUUCAAUCCCUUCCCGCCGGGGGGCAGGAACGGGAGCUGGCGUGGCAGAGGUGGGAUGCAGGGCCCCCCACGUCCACCCCCUGGUCCACCUGGUCCCCCUGGUCCACCAGGACCUCCACUUCCUGGCCAGGGGCUCCCGCCUCCACUCUCUGGGCCUCCAAAUCGCGGCGAUAGGCCCCCUCCCCCUGUUCUAUUCCCCGGGCAGUUUGUCCAGCCUCCGAUGGGACCUCUGCCCCCAGGUCCCCCUCCUCCCGGUUACGGCCCUCCCCCGGGUCCCCCACCCCCUCAGCAAGGCCCGCCACCCCCGGGACCCUUCUCUCUACGUCCCCCAGGCCCCAUUGGGCCCCCCAUGGCUUUGGCCCCUCCCCCACACAUGCCAGGUCCCCCGCCGGGUGGACCACCACCAGCACCCCAUGUCAACCCUAACUUCUUCCCACCGCCUAACAACAACAUGCCCCCGAAUGACAACCGAGGCCCCCCCGGACCAAACGACCCAUACGGACGACCGCCACCAUAUGAAAGAGGCGACUAUGGUCCGGGAGGCCGUGAAAUGGAGGCGUCACGGACACCUCUGAGCGAGGCAGAGUUUGAAGAGAUCAUGAACAGGAACAGAGCCAUCUCCUCCAGCGCUAUAUCGAGAGCAGUGUCUGAUGCCAGCGCAGCUGACUAUGGCAGUGCUAUAGAGACCUUGGUGACAGCGAUCAGUCUGAUUAAGCAGUCCAAAGUGUCUGCAGACGACCGCUGUAAGGUCUUAAUCAGCUCCCUACAGGACUGUCUCCACGGCAUUGAGUCAAAAAGCUAUGGUUCCGCCUCCAGUCCAAUGAUGCUUGUCCAUGCCAGGAGAGAACGUUCCAGGGAACGGGACCACAGUCGCUCCCGAGAAAAGAGCCGACGCCACAAGUCCCGCAGCCGGGACCGGCAUGAGGACUAUUACCGAGAACGCAGCCGGGAGCGAGACCGCCACCGCGAGCGGGACAGGGACCGAGACCGUGAGAGAGAGAGGGAGAGGGAAUACCGACACCGCUAGACCAGAAGGGAGCUGACGAGGAUCAAGGGUGGACAGAAGGAAAGGGAGGAAGAAUUUCAGAGCACCACCACCUCCCACCCUGCAUGACCGGACAGGAUUACCACCACCUCCUCUGCCUCCAUCGCUCCUCUCGGUCUCCACCUAUCCUUCUUUCUGUCUGUUCAUCUUGUCUGCCUGAAUGAGAGCAGUGGAUGGAAGACCCUGACCUGUGUGUAAGGCUGUGUUAUCCCAACAUGUGUACUCAUGGUAACUACGAGAUGAUGAAAAAAAAAAAGAAACUUUCCAAGCAGUUCUUUUAUUUUUAUGAUGUUUUAUUUGACAUAAAGAUGACUACUUGUGGUGAUAUUUUUUUUUUUUUUUUUUGCAAAGAAACAAUAAAAUGGCCCACAUAAUCCCAAUUAGAAGACACAAACGUGACAUCCUACUUGGUUUUGGUUUUAUUUUCCUUUGCUCGCUGUACUGUGUACAUUCAGUUUAGAGAUCAGUUUUUAUAGGGUACAUAUUUGAUGUGUUCUCCCCUCCCCUCAUUCUCAUUUAUUCCUUUCGUUAGAAUGUUUGUAAAUGUGUCUCUGCUUUUGAUUAAAAACUAGAUGGUGUUGUAAUAAAAAAUGUUUACUGAGGUACUCAAUGCAUUUGGUGAAUUCCUCUGUUUGGCUCAUUUAUAUUAAAUGUGUAUUUUAGAUUGUUUUUCAUAUUGAAUAUGUAUAGGGUUUUUUUUUUCCAGUAUUAGAAAGCAGCUUUAUGGUUUAAAGUAUUUUUGUUUUAUUUUAUUCAAAUGGAUAAAACGUUAACAAGGUAAGACAAUUUAAUUGAAUGUACUUUUUUGCAAUGUGCAUUAAUGGAAGGUCAUGUCAAACUUUAAAGAAGUUGAAGGGCAACAUGUACAUGUUGCUCUCUGAACAAUUUUGGGAAACUUUACGCAAAAUCCCAAAGAAUAUUGUGUACAAAGGGCUUCUGUUGUGUGUAUCACACUGAAUAGCUAUCGCCAAUAAUUCUUCCAAUCCAAACAAACUCAACUUUGUCCUGUUAAUGUGAAAUUUACUUAUUGUAAUCCUCCGUAAUCCAUGUUACCUCCAGAUGCAGUUGUAGUUUAAUGUUAAUGGUCGUCCUUUAUAUUCAUAUCUCAUUUUGUGAUUUGAUAUUUAAAGAAAAUGAUUGCCUUUUGUUUUGUUUUGCUCCCGUCUCCCACGCCUUGCCUGUCUCUGUAUGUUUGUGUAAACACUUCUACUCUGGCAACAUCGUAGAUGCGAUACUUUGAAGCAACAUACGGAAAACACCACUUGGUUUGAUAUGUGAUCUGCGCCGUAACAUUAACUUUGUCAUCAUACGCAAGGCAACGCCUACUUAUUCCACUGCCCUGCAUGUCCAAAUGAUUGUUUUGUCAAAUGAGCACUUGUCUGAGGUCAAGAUAUGCUGGUAGAAAAGGGCCGGGGGGGGGCUGUGUUUUCUCAGGGCCGCACUGAUGACACGUAAGCAAACACGACUAAUGUGUAUGUGCCCCACAAUAACUGUCUAAAUGCCUCCUUUUAUUUAUUCAAGGUUAUUUGUCCACAUGUCCAAAUGAUUGUCUUUUCUUUUGACCCCCACCUCGUUCCAAAUCCAUAGUCAUCCCCUCAAAUCUGACGUGUUCUCAGGUGUGUGUUGAUUGUAAGUGCUGUGGACCCUAGUCGCCGUGAUAACUGCAGGAAUCACACCGAACUCUCCUGAAACAAUGUUAUUUAGACUGAAGGCAUCCAAACUACUCUGAAAACCUCACGGAUGCUCCUGUUAUGUAACAUUUUAACAGUUGACUUUAAAGAGAGUGUUAUAUAUUCUCGCAUAUUAAUCCAUUUGCUCCCGUAACUUUGUAAACUCUGUAAAAGAGUAGUGAAGCAUUGUAAAUUGGGUUUUUGUACAGCAGAACAAUGUGAAAGAGUGAGACAUUUUGCCCCCGAGGGGGAUUUUUCAAUGUGAUUAACGCCUCUUCCUCUACACCUAUAAUGGUUUGAUGCCGCGGCACCAUGAGUCUUUUACACUAAUGGCCACCCAAAGCCGUCCUAAACUGAGGUUCUGAUUGCUCACUCUACUUUUCUAUACUACACUAGUAUAGUUUGUGUUUGCCUUGUGCUGACCUCUCUCCACAGCGCUGGAGGUAAGUGUUUUCAGGUUGCCGUCACCACGGACGACCUAGCGGUCCGUUGGAAGUGUGGCUGCUGCGUCGAGACUUUACCUCACACAAGUAGCUGUGGAGCGUCUUUUUCUAGUGUGUUUUUAAUAGAUCUUUUUUAAAAAUUGGAAUGGUAAGAUAUUUUUUCUACUAGCCGCAACCUGAAUUACAGCUACUUCUUCCACUGUAACAUAACAGAAACGCUUGAAGAAAUGCAUCUAUGUAUAACCCAACCUGACAGGUUUAACUGGGUGGGAACCGAACUAAAAUAUCCCCUCUAGAUUAUUCAUGGUAAGGGCUGUCAGCUGUGUCAUUUUAACUACACAUUCCUGGUCUGGGAAAGAACCAUGGUAGCCAAAAGUCUUCAAGUGGUCUUUUGCACUUAAGUAAAUAAAAACAUUUCUGAACUCUGA
This is a messenger RNA of Gasterosteus aculeatus aculeatus (three-spined stickleback), 4409 nucleotides long. It is a transcript of the gene cpsf6, whose product is annotated as cleavage and polyadenylation specific factor 6. The record is from RefSeq and is a predicted model, not a curated record. Gene Ontology annotation, molecular function: RNA binding. NCBI's taxonomy places the organism in Eukaryota, Metazoa, Chordata, Actinopteri, Perciformes, Gasterosteidae.